GGUCAGCAGAAUGACUACAUCAUCCUCUCACUGGUCCGCACCAGAGCUGUGGGACAUCUGAGGUAGGCACUUUACCACACACACUAAACAGAUAUACACCACACCAGUCACUUUACCCCCCAGAGGAGCUUUUUUUAAAUGCCUCUUUUUAAAGAGUCUCUUGGUAUGAAUAAAUGUGGAGUUUUCAGAAAAGUUGGUUAGGUCUUUACAGACUUAUUUCUCAUGUCACGCACAGGGUGGAUAAAAUCAGCUUUUGAGGAGGAUUUAGAAAAGGAGAACGUGCCACCGCACUAACCAUUUUUAAGUUCAGCUGCAGCAUUGUGUAAAGAUGAUUGGGGUGAGAGUAUCGAAUAAAGAGCAGCUUUACCAUCAAAGGGUUUUUGUAAAACAGCCUAUUACAGGUUUUGAGAGCCCUGUUGGUAACCACUCGCCUGUGUUAAGUUGACUGUCUUUUUCUGAUUUUUCUCUUGCUCUUUCUUUCUUACUAUCUUUUUCUGUCUCCAUGUCUCUGUCCUUCUCUUGCUCUUUCACUCUCCUUUUCUUUUGUACUUUUACUCUUCUUUUCUCAAUUACUCUUUCUUUGACUCUCCCUCUCUUCCUUUCUCUUCUGCUCUUUCUCCUCUCACUCCCCUCCCUCACUCCCUCUUUCCCUCACUCCCUCUCACUCCCCUCUCCAUCCCUCCCUCCCCCUCUCCAUCCCUCCCUCCCUCUCACUCCCCCUCUCUCUCUCUCUCACUCUCUCUCUCUCUCUCUUUCUCACGCCCCCUCUCUCUCUCACUCCCCCUCUCUCUCUCACUCCCUCUCUCUCUCUCUCUCUCUCUCUCUUUCUCACGCCCCCUCUCUCUCUCACUCCCCCUCUCUCUGAAUUGAUACCUUGUGAAAAUACCUUUCAUUUCCAGGCUGUUAUGAGAUACCGACGAGCCCCUCUUCCUUAAUACGCUGCAUAUUUAAACACCAGGCAAAUAUUUUAGCUGUCUGUACCAGGACGCGCACACACACACACACACACACACUCCCUCUCCUUGUGAUGUAUAGUGGAGGGUGCGCUGGUGUAAUGUGUUUUUACGGAUAUAGGCCUAUUGGAGGCGCGACAUGGCCGACCGUCUCCAAAUGGAGCUUUGGCUGGAUGAAUAAGUCAUCCUCUCCUUUGAUGCCUGUUCUAGCUUAGCAGCAAGUGCAUAAAGCCAGGGCCAAAAAAAACACUUCAAAACUCCCUUUUCUCUGUGUCUGAUAAAGGAGAAAAUUGAUGGGCUGGUGGUGAAGGGGUGCAUGUGGGCCAGGGAGAGUCACCAGUUUAUCAUGUUGUCUCACCUAUCACAGGAGAUGACACCCUUCUGCUUAAUUCACAUUUCAUUCUCUGUCUCUCUUUAUAUGUGGAGUGGGUUUUAAAACACCUCUUAUGUCCAAGAGUUAGUUAUUCACAGAAGGGGAGAAGAAAUACUGUAUUGUAACUCCAAGACAUGAGCGUUUUAUCAAUGGGUUCACAUUGCAAGUGUUAUUUUUGAAUGGCCAACUGUCUACUUUGUACUAUGAUAGACAUUAAACCACUGUUGAACAUGGCCAAUUCAAUAACAUUCCCUACUUGUUGUGUGUUUUGAGCAUAGAAAUACUUUAAGCUAGAGAGGAUCUCUGACUGAUUGUGCUAACUUAAUUAAUAUCUUGGUGGCCUUUCUGAAUGGGUGGGAAAGCAGUGAUUCAUGAGAAAUUCCCCCUGCUGUCUCUCCCAUGCUGAGUUCUCUCUCCAGUAUGGCGGCAUUACCUCGCUUCACUCCACUCUGCUCAUAGCAACCCGCUGCCGUGCAACUGACCGUAUGACAAGCUGACCCCUCGAUCUGACAGCCUAGGAGAAGCCCUCCCACUGGGACACACACGGGGAGGGACACAUACAUAGACAGACACACUGUGACAGCAGCACACACACACACAUGUACUGGGACACACACACAGGGUCACACUCAGACACAGACACACUCUGACAGGCGCACAACCACACACACAUGUGCAGGUAUACACAAAUGUUGACACACACACACCAAAGAGAAGACAUGCAGGGAGACAGACACACCCCGACAGGCACUGACAGACACACUGCCCCUCUACAUGACUGCUUAUGUCAAGGAACCACCCAGGUGGGCGUCCCCUACCCCUGCACACAGAGCUGUUUCCUCAGGCGAAGACUGCUUCUGAUUGGCUCCUCUCUUGUCAGGCUCUUUGCUGAUUGGAGGGCUGCUCUUGUGGUUUGUUUCUGUGGCAGUGAUGUGUUUUAGGUAGCGUUUCCAUGGUCCACAUUCUUGUGAGUUGUUGUUGCCUUGUUAACUAAAGAGAUUACUACACACACUAGUACGCUCACACACACGCCUACACACAGUUUAACACAACACCCCAUACAUAACACACAAGUGUAGAUUAAUCUCGUGGUCUACUCGUGUCCAUUUCACAUUCCACGUCUUGUCUGUGUAUGAAUGUAUGUUUGUGUGUAGAGUUUUACACACGGAGACAAAGAUUGUUUAGAAUCUCACCAGAGCUCCCUGAAUAAGCCAAAGAAAUCUCCUUCCUUCCCACGCAAAAGCCUUUACCUCAGCCCAUGUUGACAGGAUCAGUGUUAGUGGAGCUGGAGAAGGUCUUACCGUCAGUUUCACUCUACAUCAGCUGAGUUAUUAUAGUAGUAUGCUACAGUAUACAGUCAUUUGAGAUUUCUACCUGUAACUUGGACUGGAGCUACCUGGCUUUGUCUUGGUUGAACUACUGCCUCACUAUGGUCUGAAUACAAUAGAUAAACCUGCUGUUGUAACAUAAUGGCUGAUCACCAGCCCAGUGUGAACAGUUGGUUCCCUGCUUUUACCCAUAUAGUCAGAACUCAGGAGUUAAAAUUAGAAUUCAAUUCUGUGCUGCUGAUGUGCGCUGUCUUAUCAAGGUUGCUUAGAUAAAUGAGGCAUUUAUCAUACAUAUAUUUAUUGUUAGAUACUACUUGAAUUGUUAGAUACUACUGCACUGUUGGAGCUAGGAACACAAGCAUUUCGCUACACCUGUAAUAUCAUCUGCUAAAUAUGUAUAUGUGACCAAUAACAUUUAAUUUGAUUUUAUAUCUGUCCCAUAAUGUCCCUGGCUCCUCCCUGGGGACCAGGACUAGCAGAGUAUAGCAGCCUGCAAACUAUAUUUUACUAAACACACCACCACUGCACGGCAGUAUUACAGCCAGGGAAACAGAAGCUUCCCGACUCCCCUCUCUCUCCCUCUAAUCCUUUAAUUCCACUGGAUGGAAAGAAAGUAGCCCAUCUCCUCGCUCUGUCUCCCCUCUGCCUUUUGUCUGUCGCUCCUCUCUCUGCCUUUCCUCUCCCUCUCGUUCCUUGCCCUCUGCUUUUUCUCCUCUAGCCAUCCUCCCCUCCCUCUCAAUUUUUUUAUCUCCUCACCUUUGCUGCCUUAUCUUUCUUUAACGCCUCUCUACUCCUGCUCUCUCAUCUGUCACUUUCGCGCCUUUCCAAUUCCUUUAUAAAUGUUCCCUCUUUUUCUCACCCACUUGCUUUGGGAGUGGAAGGGUUGUGUAGAUAGUGAUUUAGAGGCAAUAUGUGCCAAUUGCCAAUGCUGGUGCUCUUUUUUUGACUCAAUUAAGUGGUUUAAAAUGUAAUUUCUCUCUCACUCCCCCUCCCGCUCUCACUUCCUCUCUCUCCCUCCCGUGCUCUCUCCACAGGGAUGUGAGGCGGUUGGUGGUAGCCAUGUCCAGGUCCAGGCUUGGCCUGUACAUCUUUGGACGGGUCAGUCUGUUCCAGAACUGCUUUGAGCUGACUCCUGCCUUCAAUCAGCUCACUGCCAGACCCUUGAAGCUCCACAUCAGACCCAACGAAUACUACACACAGGGACAGCCUGUGAGUACACACACUCACACUCGCUCGCGCACGCACACACGCGCACACACACACACACAGAGACAAGCUAAUACACACAUGCACUCUCAUACACACUAUUAGGCACAUGCACUACUACAAGCACACACUUUGACUCAAACACUUUCUCAGACACAUAGACAUACGUUUCUAUGCAGUGCCCUUUCCAGCUCCUGCAUAGUACAUACCCCUUCAUCCCCACUGCAGCCUAAUCCUGCCUCUGUCAUAAUUCUCAAUGGAUGGAGUGAUUCCUCCCCUCUCUCGUUCUAUCCAGCCUCUUACCCACCGGCCCAGUCAGUUAACACCAUUCAGUAAAGGCAGACUGUGACAGACAGAUGGGGGAACACAGUCUAUUAUUAACCCCCAAAGGUCACCAGGCAAAGCCAGUCUACCCCAACCCAUACACCCUCCAGGAUAGUGCUAGACUGGGGGGGGGGGUUACUGUAAGCCCCCCCUAGCCCCACCUCGUGGCGCACACACACACACACACACACACACACAUUGGCACGCAAGCUCCAGUUCGAGGGACAGCUCUUUUAGGCACGCACAUGUGCCCCCCUUGCUAAGUACUGACCUAUCAGAAAGAGUCCAGUCCCGGACGCUCCACUUUCUCCUCAGAACCACUGAUUUGGAAUCAGUCUUUCCCAUCCGUCUCUGAGCCUUACUCAUUAUAGACCAUAUAAUAACACUUAUCUGGGACCUGUUGUAAAGCACAUAGAGAAAUCAUGUAAUAUUCAGUUUGUCUAUGCUUAGUUGCCCUUGAUAACAUGAGGUAGUGAAACGUGAUUUGGCUAAUGUAUUGUUAUUGUAAUGCUGUGGUUGAGUUGCACUUAACUGCUUCCCCUUAAAUUAUUUUACUGCAAUUUAAGGGGAAACCGUUAAGUGCAACUCAACCACAGACUUUACUGCACACACACUGGUUGAAUCAACGUGGAAUAGACAUUGAAUUGACGUCUGUGCCCAGUGGGCAGUCUUAUUUUACAACGCCCCUGCUCCCUGCUCCACACAAACACACACACACAGCCCAGUGGACCGCUGCAAUUCCAGCGCAUUACUUAUGUUUAGGGGGCAUUAAUGCAGCUGAGUGAAUAUUCAACUCGCCCGCCAUGCUGUCUUCCUAUUUGCAUAUUCCCUUUCUCUCCCCUGUCUCUCACUCCCUCUUGGCAAUCUCGUCUCUCUCCGGUACUCGCCCCUCUCCCUCUUGGCAUCUCCCUCUGCCUCUCUCUCUCCCUCUUGGCACCUCUCUCCCUCUUGGCACCUCUCUCCCUCUUGGCACCUCUCUCCCUCUUGGCACCUCUCUCCCUCUUGGCAGCCUCCUCCUCCCUCUGGCACCUCCUCUGCCUCUCGCUCCCGCUGCCCUCUGCCUCCCUCUGCCCGCUGCCUCCCUCUGCCCUCUGCUCUCCCUCUUCCCUCUGCCUUCUCUCUCCCUCUGCCUCUCUCUCCCUCUGCCUCUCUCUCCCUCUGCCUCUCUCUCCCUCUGCCUCUCUCUCCCUCUGCCUCUCUCUGCCUCUGCCUCUCUCUCCUCUCCCUCCUCUGCCUCUCUCUCCCUCUGCCUCUCUCUCUCUCUGCCUCUCUCUUUCUCCCUCUGCCUAUCGCUGCCUUUCUCUCUCACUCCGUAGCCGCAUUAAUAGUAAGUGGUCUAAACUAAUUGAUUUGAAGAGGACUGAAGGGAGAAAUGAAUAACCUGUAAACCAUCUCUCUCUCCCUCCCUCAGAGAGAGCCUCGCUCGUCCCAGCCCGACCAGGUGAUCAAGAACAUGCCGGAGAUGGCCAACCUGGUCUACAACAUGUACAUGCACAUGAUCCAGAGCACCCAGCAGUACAGACAGGUAACUACUGACCUCACAACACCCAGUUGUACAGACAGGCAACUACUGACCUCACUACACCCAGCAGUACAGACAGGUAACUACUGACCUCACUACACCCAGCAGUACAGACAGGUAACUACUGACCUCACUACACCCAGCAGUACAGACAGCUAACUACCAUACUACACCAUACACCAGCAAUUGGAAAAACUAGGCUAGCUCCCCUAGCACAGACCACUAGCUCCCCUAGCACAGACCACUAGCUCCCCUAGCACAGACCACUAGCUCCCCUAGCACAGACCACUAGCUCCCCUAGCACAGACCACUAGCUCCCCUAGCACAGACCACUAGCUCCCCUAGCACAGACCACUAGCUCCCCUAGCACAGACCACUAGCUCCCCUAGCACAGACCACUAGCUCCCCUAGCACAGACCACUAGCUCCCCUAGCACAGACCACUAGCUCCCCUAGCACAGACCACUAGCUCCCCUAGCACAGACCACUAGCUCCCCUAGCACAGACCACUAGCUCCCCUAGCACAGACCACUAGCUCCCCUAGCACAGACCACUAGCUCCCCUAGCACAGACCACUAGCUCCCCUAGCACAGACCACUAGCUCCCCUAGCACAGACCACUAGCUCCCCUAGCACAGACCACUAGCUCCCCUAGCACAGACCACUAGCUCCCCUAGCACAGACCACUAGCUCCCCUAGCACAGACCACUAGCUCCCCUAGCACAGACCACUAACCACUAGCUCCCCUAGCACAGACCACUAGCUCCCCUAGCACAGACCACUAGCUCCCCUAGCACAGACCACUAGCUCCCCUAGCACAGACCACUAGCUCCCCUAGCACAGACCACUAGCUCCCCUAGCACAGACCACUAGCUCCCCUAGCACAGACCACUAGCUCCCCUAGCACAGACCACUAGCUCCCCUAGCACAGACCACUAGCUCCCCUAGCACAGACCACUAGCUCCCCUAGCACAGACCACUAGCUCCCCUAGCACAGACCACUAGCUCCCCUAGCACAGACCACUAGCUCCCCUAGCACAGACCACUAGCUCCCCUAGCACAGACCACUAGCUCCCCUAGCACAGACCACUAGCUCCCCUAGCACAGACCACUAGCUCCCCUAGCACAGACCACUAGCUCCCCUAGCACAGACCACUAGCUCCCCUAGCACAGACCACUAGCUCCCCUAGCACAGACCACUAGCUCCCCUAGCACAGACCACUAGCUCCCCUAGGACAGACCACUAGCUCCCCUAGCACAGACCACUAGCUCCCCUAGCACAGACCACUAGCUCCCCUAGCACAGACCACUAGCUCCCCUAGUACAGGCUAAUAGUACAGUAGUGAGAGAUACAGCUAGCUGCUCCAAUGUCACCUAUCAGUUUAUUUACCCACACCUGAGACCGGUUAAUACUGGUCCUCAAACACACCUGCUCCAAAACAACCUCUUACAGUAAUUCCUCUGUCUCUGUCUCUGUCUCUGUCUCGCGCUGUUUUUUAAAACUUUAAUGCAGCGGUGGAAAUAGGUCAGAUGUAAGAUAAUUGUUUUAGUUCUGCAUGCUGAGCCUUAACAGGCCACGAGCCUAACAUUUUAGAUGAGGGAACCAGAAUGAGUUUUAAUUAAAAGAGCAGUGCCUUCUUUUGUUUUACACCAUGGGGAGUGGAGAAUAAAGGAGGGGGAAGGGGUGAUAACGGGUGCUGCUAAGCUACCCCACCCCUCUCUCAUCCCCGCCUAAAGUGGCAGGGCUGCAAUGAAGAGGUGAGGUAACUUUGGUUUUCCAAACAUAACAGGGUGUGCCCUCCCUAACCUGUCCCUAAGGCAUGUGCACAGAUUCUGUCCUCAACCAGAGAGAGCAAGGGAAGGUAGGAACGAGAGCAAAAGUGAUAGAGACAGGAGGACAGAGAGAGGGAUGGGGGGGGGGGAGAUGAGACAUGAGAUGAGCAGUGAUAGAAAUAUAUAUUUUUGUACAGCAUGGAAAAUCUGUUAGGGUCUCAUGUCUACAAUACAUUUUCUCAUGAAUUCAAGAUAUGGAUGAACAUUUUUAUAAAUGUAGGAAUGAUAUGGUGACACCCUGCUUACAUACACCCCCAUUCCUCACCUUCCCCUGUGUUAUCUUCCAUGUCCAGCAACAGCAGAAGCUCCUGCCUCCCCCUCGGCAGACCCAGGCAGAGGCAGCUGUCCAGGCAGACGAGGACCAAGCUGAGACCCCAGUUGAAGUGGAGAACCAGGAAGAGACCCCGAUGGAGCAGGAGUGCUCAGGGGAGGCCGGCACAGAGAAGACCCCACAGGAGACACCAGAGAAGGGCGACCAAGAGAAGGUGCCAGAGGAGCACCCCAAAAUGCCCGAGCACCCUGGCCGAGAUAGCGACAGUGAUGGAGAGGAUAGUGAUGAUGCGGAAGCAUCUUAGAGUGGGGCGUGCCUGUGGGCCCCUGCACUGCUUUAUCUGGCCCCAUAGAUGGGGCCCCAACUGGACUGUCCCUUAGAAAAGAGCUUGGAGCUAAAAUGAUGAUCCUGUUUUAGAAUCGUUUUUCUACUGAAGCCAUGAAGAUGACUUGAGAAGCCUUGAGGAUAAUGUUUAAUUUGAUUUUCCGAGAUGGUCUGUUUUGUAAUCAAUACUUUUUUAGUAAAAUAAUUCUCAAUGUGAAUGCAAUCUGAGUUUUUUAUCUUCUACAUACAUUUGCAGACACAUACUCACACACACCCAGCCAUCCUAUUUAAGCCUUUUUCAAAGCUCCCUGUCAUGUUACUCUUCCAGUCUACACACUUCCGUUCUGCCCCUCCCCCAGACAGGGUCACUGGGAUCUGUCAAUCUGAUUGGCUCGCCCAAUAGCGGCUGGACAUGCUGCCACUAAGCUGCAUUUAUAGGUCAGUCACCAUGCACAUGAAGCCAUGGGGGGAGAGAAGCCAGUACUUCAGACAUUGUAUCACUCACAACCCCACUCAAAUCAUCAGUGUCCAUAUCAGUGUUUGGGAACAAAUGGACACAGUGGCAUACAGUUCACUGAGAUUGUGGUGGUGGAUUAGAGCCUACCCUGACCUGACUCCCAUUUAUAGCAUCAUUGGUCCUGGUAGUGUGGAGAGUCCACAGCCUGCAGGCUCACAGCACAGACUGGGAAUUUAGGCAUUAUCAUGCACCAGAGGUUAGCUAGCUGUUACAUACGUCAGGCUAGCCUGUAACCCUCUCCCCAAGCUACACCCCCACUGUCUGAGAGGAGAGAUUGCAUCCACAGCUGCUCAGGGCCAAGUCACAGUACAGUCGUGGUGCUUCAACAGACCUGAACGCAGCCUAGCUAGAGAAAAAGUAUUGUUUAGAUUCAGGGAAGUGAGAGCAAUGUAUGUAACACGAUUAUCCAGUUUUGUUUUAGUGUACAGGUGUCAUCUUCAAAGGCUGUUUAGAUAUUCAACAUGUUUUAAUGUUUGCUUUCAAAGCCUCUGCGACAUCAAAGCUGAAGCAGAUGUACUCUAGUCAGCCUAGAAUAGAUAUGUCUCUUAUGUGUCAGUUAUACACUGAGAAUACAAAACAUUAGGACCACCUGCUCUUUCCAUGACAUAGACUGACCAGGUGAAUCCAGGUGAAAGCUAUGAUCCCUUAUUGAUGUCACUUGUUAAAUCCACUUCAAUCAGUGUAGAUGAAGGGGAGGAGACAGGUUAAAGCCUUGAGACAAUUGAGACAUGGAUUGUGUAUGUGUGCCAUUCAGAGGGUGAAUGGGCAAGACAAAAGAUUUAAGUGCCUUUGAAUGGGGUAUAAUAGUAGGUGCCAGGCGCACCGGUUUCAAUGUCAAGAACUGCAACGCUACUGGGUUUUUCACGGUCAACAGUUUCCCGUAUGUAUCAAGAAUGGCCCAAAGGACAUCCAGCCAACAUUACACAAAUGUUGGAAGCAUUGGAGUCAACAUGGGCCAGCAUCCCUGUGGAUGCUUUCGAUACCUUGUAGUCCAUGCCCGAUGAAUUGAUGCUGUUCUGAGGGCAAAAGGGAGUGCAACUCAAUAUUAGGAAGGUGUUCCUAAUGUUUUAUACACAGUGUAAAUCAUAAUCCAUAAACAAUUACAGGGUUAAUUAAUUAAAUCGUCAUUUGUAUGACAAAUAAUCCCUUACAACUAGACUUGUCCCAUAAAUCCCCAGAUUCUUCUCUGUAUUGGUUCUGCAUGUGCAGUGCAACAAACUUUUGAAACCUACAACAACCAUUAAUUUAUUUUAUUGAGCAACCGGUCCAUGAAUACACACAUUGUGUCAUAGCCUCCCUCUAGAAAACCUUCCGCAAAUUACCAAAUAUCCUUAUCUCCAGCUGUCCUCCCUGGCAUUCAGUUUCCCCUAGUAGAGGCUAUCUUGUUGCAGUAAAUUAGCGUUAACUGGGAGGAGGAGGCCACUCAUACAGACUGACUUUACUUGGCUUUGGCAGCUCCAAGCAGGAACAAAACUGAGGGGGAUAUCCAUUCCACAAGCAAGGAGGAAAAACAGGCUCACACUUUCUUAAAGAUCUCUCAAACUUCCCACAUCUGAAGGUGAACAUGUCUUUUAUACUCACUCCACAGGUAUUCUCCACAAUAUGGUUUACAUAGCUCUACUUCGCAUAGCUUAAUGCCCUUCUACUUGUUAACCGUUAACUGCCAUUGGUUGAUGUCACUAGCACUAACUGCAUGCAGUAUAACAGUGCUAUAUGCAUUUGUGUGCCGAGGAAGUAUUGUAACUGCGCUUCUCUACAUCCUUUAAGGGUCUUUGUAGAAGGUGAAUUUAAAAGACAAAAAGGUAUGACUGUAAACUGUUAGAGAUAUGAUUUGAUGCUGUGAUGUCUGUACUUUUCUGUUCUCAGGAUGUUUUUCUUCAGGCAUGGUCAAAUGUUUUCAUAUUGCUUCAAAAUAUGAAAGCAACUUUUAUUGCUCAUCUUAUCCUAAAUCGUUGAAAUAGCCAAUGGAUCCUGGGAAAAGUAGUAGUGUUUUUGGAAUGCUAGUAUUGUCUCAUGUUUUUGAUACACUGUGAAGGGCGUUCCCUGAAGCACGAGAACCUCGAGAUUAACCAGUGCUGCUGAUCUCAUCACACGGUCUGUCUCACCACAACAGGAUAUUACACAGAACAGAUAAGGAAGUAGGGAGGAAAGUGUACAAUAGCUCAUAAAACUGAAACAGCCUUGCUAAUCGAUCUGAUUGUUGGCUUUUACACUCUCAUUUUAAAAAAACUGUCAGUCUGACAGUUCGCUACUGAGCUCUUGGAAGAUUUUAUUUUAGAUAAGACCAUGGAAUGAAUAAAGUUGAAGUUUAUACUUUAUUUGCGUCUGCAGUUACAGACCAAUGAGUGUUACAUACACUGACCGCAAAUGAAUCCUUAGUGCUUGCUGUUCCCAGCCACUUUGAGCAGUGUCAGGUCCACUCAAUCUUCUGUAGUGUAGGAGUAGACUCCCUGUUGACCCCAGCGGGUAGGGACCAUGGUGAUAGCGGGGAGUGUCAAGUACAUCCACAUCAACUGGGCUGGUGCAUUCAAUCUGAUAAUCAUCAAUUACAGAUGGGAGUGUCACAGAGUAUAUCCUCUGAUUGAAUCACCAUAGCACCCAAUACACUGGGAAUCUGAUCUGAUGUCUGGGAGCCAAUGACAUUGAUAUUUUUAUGGCCGAUAUAUAGAUGGGAUUAUGAAAAUCUAAUAAUCUGAAGUGAUAUUAAUCGGCUCUGAUCACAUGGGGAGGGGAACAGCUCUGGCAAUAUAAAUAUUACUGUUACCCUAUUCUUUUUGAUGAGAAAUCAAUAAAAUAGACAAGAUUGCCUAACAAUUUGUCUUCCUUCUGUCAACUCUGCAAAUUCCAUCUUUGUGUGAGGCAGGUUGUCUAUUGUUUGUAUUCAUGAUUGAUUUGUUAACGGAAUGAAAAAUGUAAAUAUUUUUCCCCUUCUCCUCCUAUCUUCCUCCCAGACUAGGAUGGCCAGUUGCGGGUCGUGUUUCUGGAGCAUUGUGUGGCUGGUGAUUUUACUGAUCAUAGGCUGGCCACUCAGUAUCUUACUGGGGGGGCUCUACGGCCUCAUCACCCCCCUUACCACCUGCGUGGGCCUGGACCGCUUGUCAGACCUGCUCCUGGAGGGGGCCAACCUGGGUCGGACCUGCGCCCAGAACAUGAAACAUGGCAAGGCAGUGUGCUGA
Coregonus sp. 'balchen' is the source of this 11825-nucleotide messenger RNA. The record is from the annotation of a GenBank genome assembly. Lineage: Eukaryota; Metazoa; Chordata; Actinopteri; Salmoniformes; Salmonidae.